GACGUUUGUGAAUGGCAACCACCCCUGAGUUGUCAUUUAUGAACUUUUUUAUGUGUUUAUAAACAAUUAAAAAGGAAAAAUGAGUCUCAAACCAGAAAAAGAUAAAGUAAAGCAAUUACAAGAUAAAUGCCAAUCAGUUCUCAACUCUCUGUUAAGGGAUGAAGAUAAUAAAUAUUGUGUAGAUUGCGACUCUAAAGGACCAAGAUGGGCGUCGUGGAAUAUAGGUGUAUUUUUAUGCAUACGAUGUGCAGGUAUUCACAGAAACUUAGGAGUACACAUUUCGAAAGUAAAAUCAGUUAAUUUAGACUCAUGGACUCCCGAGCAAGUAGUAUCAUUACAGCAGAUGGGUAAUUCAAGGGCCAGAGCAGUAUAUGAAGCCAAUCUCCCAGACAACUUCAGGCGUCCCCAAAAUGAUUCGAGUUUAGAAUCUUUUAUAAGAGCAAAAUAUGAACAUAAAAAGUACAUUGCGCGCGAAUGGGUACCUCCUCCAUUACCUAAAGUUAAUUGGGAGAAAGAAAUAGAAGAGGAACUCGAAAAAAACAAGCGUAAAAAGAAAACUAUAGUUGAAAAGAAAUCGUUAGGGGCCGUAGAAGUGCCUCAAUUGCCUAAACCUACUAAUCCUAGCCCUAAACCAUCCAGAGCUGUGAAUAGUGUAGAGAGUACUAACAAACCGGAGAAAAAAGAUAGUGAUCUAUUAGGUUUACAAAACCCCGAAGAUAAUUUCAGUAGUUUCGUAUCCGCCCCUACAACGACGGUAAAGCCGGAAACACAAGAAGCUCUCGAUCCAGUUAAAACAGAAGAAGAGAGCUUUUUUAAUCAAGUAUUACCAACCGAAAAAGAAAAAGUAAAAUUAGACAAGGAUAGUAUUAUGGCAUUGUACGGCAAUGGACCAAGCGCCAAUAAUUUUAGCCAAUUCCCACAGACUGGAGGACAACAAGGAGCAUUCCAAGGAUUCGGAACUUCAUCAAAUUUUCAAACAUCCGGCUUUCCUAUGCAAAAUGGAAGUAUGAGUCAAGCAUCUGCGCAUGGUCAAUGGCCUCAACAAGCCCAACAACCGCAGCAACAGAAUUGGUUUAAACAGCAGUAUCCACAAGGUCCACCCCCAAAUCAAGUUCAGCAUUUUACUCCCAAUUCAAACCAACCUCAAGGAAGCCAAUUCUUAAACAACUCAUUUGGAGGAUUCCCACAACAGAACUUCACGCCUUCAUUUAACCCUUCACAACAGUUUCAAACGUCCAACCCGAUGGGCCAACAAAAUACCCCAAAUCCAUUUUUUAAUAAUCAAAACUUACCUCAACAGUUCAGCAAUUUGAGUGUGAGGUCAUCUCCACAUUCGCAACCCCCAAUGGGAAAUUUAUGGACUAACUGAGGAAGCAACCAAAAGUGUCUAGGUGUAGUUAAAUUUUAUUUACUCCCGGUUGCGUGGGGUGAAUAGAUCAUUUAAAGUAUGGUGAUGUUAACGGUAGUUUAGUCGGAAUAAGUACCCAACUCUAAAUUUAGCAAAAAAAUAUUUUUAUAAGCGUUCAGUAAGAUUAUUACAAGACAAGGAGCUGACGUUUAUAUUUGGCUGGGGUGGCUAGUUUUCGGGCUACAGGGUGCUAAAAUUAGUCUAAAAGGAACAAAGUAAUACCGAUGUCAAAAUUAUUGUAAAUUUGAUUUUAAAACCCUGAAUAUAAGCUCAAAAAUUUAGCUUUGAACUGAUGCUAUCCAUUCCCCCUCCUAUUCCAAAUGUUGUAAAUACUGUUUUUUAUGAAUGUCACUAAAAGUAUACAGGAAAACUAAAAUAUUUAUUAAUAUCAAAACUAGAACCACUUCCAUUUGGAAUUAUGUUCAUUAUUUUCAAAGGUUGGUAGUAAUAUAAAAAUACUAUAUCAUGGAUUGUUUGUUACUAGCUAUGGUCCACAAGCACAAAUCAUAGAUUGGUGGGAAACUGACAUGUAGUACAAAUGAUUGAAAUUUAAUUUUCUCGUGAACCACUACAACCACAGAAAACUUACAAGUUUGUGACGGCAUUUGAUGUAUUUAUUGCUUACAACUGCAGUUGUUAUUUGUGUUACUAUUUCUGAAGGUUGUGUAACACAAUUUGUUGCAUAAAGAACACAUGUUCUAUUACUUGCAUAAGGUUUUCUGCGGUGAAUAGUUCUAGUGAAUCAUUUAGUAGCGUCCUUUUAACCAACUCUUUAAUUUUUUCCCUACUGGGUUUAGGAGUGGUUAAAGUAGUCGAUUGAAAUGUUUUUAAAUCUUUAUUAGACUAGAAAUCAAAAUGAAAACAAAUGUGUGUAGGUCAAUUUGUUUCCUCAAAAGCAUAUGUGCUCAUAUUUGCCUGCUAUGAUCUUCAGUGAGUAGUUCAAAUGAAUGAUUCAGUAGAUAUUCAGUAACCAGAAGUUAUUUAAUUCAGAAGUUCAGAAGUGGGUUAGGUGAUUGGCACACUUUUUAAUUUUCUACCACCUUCUAAUACUCAAAACAAGAAUUAGUAAAUUAAUUUGUUGUGUAAAGAAUGCAUGUGCUCCUACUUGCAUAACGUUUUUUGCAGUGCAUAGUUCUGCAUGAUAAAGUAGUUUUUUUAGACUACAUUUUGAAUUUUUUAUUUUUUGAGUUCGGAGUGGGUGGAAAGUAACCUUUCUAAUCUUGUACGAUCUUUUAAUACUCAAAACAUGGCUGAGUAAGUCAAUUUGUUGCCGAAAGAGAAUGUGCCCUUAUUUGCAUAACUUUUUCUGUGGUGAGUGGUUCUUAUUAAUUAUUCAGUAGGUCUUAUGGAUAACUCGUAAGUUUUUUCAUCUUUUGGGUUCAACAAUGGAUGUAUUAGUUAAUUGGCAUGAUUCCUGGUCUAUGAUGUUUCAUAUUUUAAUUUGUGAUAAUGUCUUUAUGAGUAAAAAACAUGGAAUAGUAUCAGAUUAGAUAUCAGAGGGCACUCGCGUAGUGUUGAUUAGAUUUUAUUGAACAACCUCUGAGCCAUAACCAAAAUUGGCACAAUUGCGGUAGUGUAAUGGCAAUUUAAAAUUAACUAAAUACUAAAAUAUUUUGUUUAACAUUAAUUCUUAAAAUUUACUUUCUACCCAUAAUGUC
Messenger RNA from Diabrotica balteata, 3066 nucleotides. The record is from the annotation of a GenBank genome assembly. Lineage: Eukaryota; Metazoa; Arthropoda; Insecta; Coleoptera; Chrysomelidae.